CAGGUUGAGGCCCACAAGGAGGAAUUCGCGAGGUUAGAAACGACGUCGACGACAUGCAUCACCCAGCUAGAAGCUGCCUUGGAAGUAGAGAGGAACAAGCUGAAGGAGUACGAGUUGCUCGAAGUUGACUUGGACGGGGCUGUUCUGCAAGAAGUGAUGACCACGUUUGGAGCGAUCCCCACAACAACCAAGAGACGGUUUCAGCAGAGUGUGCUGCUCGCCCAGCGAGUUGUAAAGUCGCAGCGAGAGGCGAUCGCGCUCGAGCAGACGCUCACCGAGGUGUCCAACGAGCGCGGAAAGUUACAGCAAGACGUCGUCGAACUCAAGACCAAGCUCGCAACCUUCCACCAGCCACAGUCAUAUUUGAUCGACAAGCUCACACGGCGAGAACAGGAGCUGCAGGGUGCAACGCGGAGGCACCAGGACUCCCAAGCCCAACUGCAGCAGCUGAGGGCUGAGUACCGACAACUCCAGGAAGCCAACUCGUCGCUGCAGAGCCAACUCCAGCAACUUUUGUCGCGACGCGGGGACCUCGACGCACUGAAAGCCACCCGAACGAUAUCUCCACCGCCAUCGAUCGUGUCCAAGAUGACUCAGCCACCGACUCCACUAGGACAGAAGGACGACUUGGACGCUGGGCGAUCGGCGUCCGAAGCUUCAAGCGCGUCGUCGAGUAUCUCGAGCGCCCCCAGGUGGUACACGAAGCUCCGAGGUCCCGCUCAGCACCAACAAGCUCAAUAA
Molecule: messenger RNA, 741 nt
Organism: Phytophthora sojae
Lineage: Eukaryota; Oomycota; Peronosporomycetes; Peronosporales; Peronosporaceae
Exons: 7
Biological process (GO): cilium assembly
Cellular component (GO): centriolar satellite
Source: RefSeq, a predicted model, not a curated record